This is a messenger RNA of Onychostruthus taczanowskii (white-rumped snowfinch), 425 nucleotides long. Its product is annotated as myosin-1B-like. The record is from RefSeq and is a predicted model, not a curated record. Bases 84 to 425 code for a protein of 113 amino acids. The transcript is spliced from 4 exons. Lineage: Eukaryota; Metazoa; Chordata; Aves; Passeriformes; Passeridae. Gene Ontology annotation, cellular component: myosin complex. Gene Ontology annotation, molecular function: actin filament binding; ATP binding; cytoskeletal motor activity.
GAAAUUCGUGCACCCAUCAUCUCCCAGCCUGCAAAUAAUAUAAGAGUGUUCUCUGCUGACAAGCCCCUCCAUAAAGUGCAGCCAUGUCUUCGGACCCUGAGAUGGCCAUCUUUGGGGAGGCGGCUCCUUACCUCCGAAAGUCAGAGAAGGAGAGAAUUGAGGCCCAGAACAAACCUUUUGAUGCCAAGUCAUCUGUCUUUGUGGUACAUGCAAAGGAAUCCUUUGUGAAAGGGACAAUCACGAGCAGGGAAUCGGGAAAAGUCACUGUCAAGACUGAAGGGGGAGAGACCCUGACCGUGAAAGAAGAUCAAAUCUUCUCCAUGAACCCUCCCAAGUAUGACAAAAUCGAGGACAUGGCCCUCAGGCUCUACCUCCAAGCUCAUGUUUUGGGUGUGCUGCCUCUAUCUCUACAGCCCAGAGUGUAA